Symbiodinium pilosum is the source of this 2817-nucleotide messenger RNA. NCBI's taxonomy places the organism in Eukaryota, Dinophyceae, Suessiales, Symbiodiniaceae. The record is from the annotation of a GenBank genome assembly.
AUGAAAGAUGCGAAUUAUUGUGAAUGGGAGGGAAUUCGGUGCGACGAGGAGAGUAAGAAAUGCGUUGAGUGGAUCGAUGUUGCAGAGAAAAAUUUGACGGGUGAGUUGCCCAUGGAGCUGGGCAAAUUGGCCAAUCUCACGAACCUCUGGCUUGGAGAGAACCUGCUGCUGUCGGGCAACCUCCAUGCCUUGAGCCCUCUUGUGAAGCUGCGGCAGCUGGAGCUGCCCAACACUCAGAUCACGGGAGAGCUGGACGCCCUGCAGGGUAUGAAGCAGCUGGAAUACCUUGUCUUGUCGCAAUCAUUAGUCCACGGAAAGCUAGAGGCGCUACAAGAGCUGAAGCAGUUGAGGGAGCUGAGUCUUUCCAGGACAAACGUCAGCGGCGACCUGGGGGCCUUGCAGGAGCUGGUAGACAUAGAGGAUGUACAGUUGUCAGAGACACAGGUCACCGGGCACCUCAAGGCCCUGCAUGGCCUUGGCCAUUUGAUUCGACUGGAUCUGUCCAAGACAAAGAUUACCGGGACUCUCCAGGACCUGCUGAAGUUUCCUGAACUGGAACAGGCUGCGCUGCGGCAAACAGAGGUUACUGGCCGUCUGACAAACGAUUGGCUGGGUGGGCUUCCACGGCUGAACGUCCUAGACUUGGCGGACAGCCAAGUUCACCUCGUGCCCACAGCGACCGAGUAUGAUGCCAUCACAAAAGGCGUCGCUGUCCACCCGAUGCUGCCAGCUCUGAGUGUUCUGGAUGUCUCUGGCUGCCCGCUGAACAGCCCGGUGGAAAAGCUGAUGUGGCCGUUUGCUUGGUCCAAGCAUGUUGUGAAGGUGAUCGCGAAAGGGUGCGGCCUGACGGGCACGCUGCCUUACAUGGACGACCAUCACUUAACCUUUUCGCUCCAGACCUUGGACUUGUCUGAGAACAGCAUUCAACGAGUGGAGGGCUUGGUUUCUGGGGGCCUGCUCUCCCUGGCAGACAACGCGGAGGAUGCACACCUCACUUUCGACAAAGGGGUCCUCCGCGGAGCUUUUCAUCGAAAGAUCAAUAUUGACCUGAGAGGCGUGACUCUGACUGAGCAGCAGGCGGGUGAAGUCAUGGAGCUGCUUCCACCACAGCGCAAGGAGAAGUUGGUAGAUCGAGGGCGGCUUGCAUGCGAUGACUUGCGGUCCACAGUGUUGGAAGUCACACCGAACCUUUUUCUGACCGACCAGCUUUGCCGUUGCGCGGUGGGCCGAGCGUGCUUCUUCCCAGCUGAAGAGCGGUGCAAUUCGGCCAACAGUACAAGCAGCUGGAAGGCUCAUGGCUGUGCCAAAGGCUAUGAGGGCACUCUGUGCAGCAUUUGUGCGAAGAACUUCCGCAGCAGGAAUGGUCGCUGCAAGAGGUGUGACGAGGCCACCGAGCUUUCCCGAUGUUGGUUGGCUGGAGCUGGGGUGUUGGUCGCCGUGGCAGCAGCAGGGAUCUAUGUUGCAUGGAGGAAUGGUGCCCUGCCGUUGCCUUCGCUGGCAACAGAUUCAUCUUCAUCGUCAUCAUCCGCAGUGAAGGCCUUGAUUCCGUUGCUGCUUGGGCAGGGUCCUGUGCUGCUACAAUUCUUCCAGCUUUGGGGCGUCCUCACGGCGCUUGUCCCUGCAGUGAAAGGUGAUGCGGAGCUCACGCAGGAGAUAUCUUAUUGGUUGCAGCUGACAGCGGCUGGCGUUCGUGAUGCGCUGAGCCUCGAGUGUUUCUACGGCAGGCUGGCCUGGAGCAUCAGUGCCUUUGCCUCCCCUAGCCUGCCGCUAUUGCUGCUGAUUCUUUGCCUUCUCAUCGAAGUCAUUCACUGGAGUGGAUUUGCCUGCUGGAGCAGAGGCAGGGGCGUCGAUUGGGCAUUGAAGGUAUUCGUACUUUUCUUCAUCGGUGGGGCCGCGAGCUGUGAGAAGCUGCUGCGAUGCCAGGAGGUGGAUGCAGGUGGCGAUUCUCUGCACGAGCACGCGUUCCGUGUGGCGCUGCCCCACCUGAGGUGUAAAGAUCCCAGCCAGGAAGCCACCUGGGCAAUUUACGUGGGAUAUGGCUCCGCCGUUGCAUACGGCGUUAUCAUCCCCUGCUUCCUGGUCUUCCUCAUUGUCAAACAGAACAUGGCCUUGGCCGCCAACCGACGCUGUGUGUGCUGGUGGGUCAAAGAAAACGAGGGCAAGAAGGUGAUCGCACAUGCUGAGCUCAUUGAGCCGGUGGAAGAUGAGGCAGAGACGGACAAGGAUCCAUUGGACACUGCCCCGCAGCAUGAGGAUGGCUCCCGUGGCGGUUGCCAUCAGGAUGAUUCUGCGACCGCGGCAGGGCCGCACGGGAAGCACCAGGACGCGCAGAGCAAGAUAGUUUCCGACAGCCUCCUAGCAGCAGCCAUCGCCUACUGCGCCGUUUUCUUCCGCGGCGAGGUGCGCAUUGUGCGAACUAGCGACUCGGUGACUUUGGAGCAAACGGUUCCCCCUGACAACAGUGACAACUUCUUGGAAUUUGAUGCGACGAGCCUGAUUUCGACCAUGUUUUCGAACAUCACUUCCAAAGAGCACAAGACCGACAUCGAGCUGCGGCGGUGCCAAACCAUCACCAGGAUGCUGGCAGAACACGAAAUGAUGGAACAAAAGGCAGGGUCCGACCGCAUUUUGGCCGGUGCCAAGACAAUCUUCUUCAAGUACGCCGCUUGCGAAGAUGUGUGGGUGGAAGCGUCGCUGAAAGUGGUUGCUGUGGCUCUGGUCACAACCGUGUCAGUGAAAUCUGUCUUGCUGACCCUCUUCAUCACUGUCGGAAUGGCCAUCCUCUUGGGUGCCCAGAAGCCGUAUCAGCAGCGCCAG